Messenger RNA from Durotheca rogersii, 1602 nucleotides. RefSeq names its product membrane transporter. The transcript is spliced from 2 exons. NCBI's taxonomy places the organism in Eukaryota, Fungi, Ascomycota, Sordariomycetes, Xylariales, Xylariaceae. Gene Ontology annotation, cellular component: membrane. Gene Ontology annotation, biological process: transmembrane transport. The record is from RefSeq and is a predicted model, not a curated record. The coding region runs from base 1 to 1602 and encodes 533 amino acids. Gene Ontology annotation, molecular function: transmembrane transporter activity.
AUGGACGUCGAUAUGGAGGCAGCUGCUCGCACAGUGGAACGCCGAAACAACGAUCCGCCCUCGUCGGGCGAAGACGGCUCCUCUGUCGACCUCGAGAGGCUCGGCCGGUGCCGGCCCGAGGUGUUUAGCAACCGCUGGGUCGAGAUCGGGUUCUGUGUGUCCGUGCUCGGGUCGAUGAUGAUGGCCGAGUUUCUGAUCAGUGGCUUCAACGUGCUGCUGCCGGUGCUCAUCGCGGACACGGGCAUCGACCCGAGCCAGCGCACGUGGCCGACGACGGUCUUCUCGCUCGUCACGGGCGCACUGCUGCUCCCCUUCGGCCGCCUCGCUGACAUGGUCGGAGGCGAGGUCAUGUACCUUGGCGGCCUCUCUUGGCUCGCUAUCUGGUCGCUCGUUGCUGGUUUCGCGCGCACGCUUCCAGUUGUGCUCGCCGCCCGCGCGCUCCAGGGCGUCGGCGCCGCCGCCUUCCUCCCCUCCGGCGUCCUCCUCCUCGGCACCACGUACCGCCCCGGCCCGCGCAAGAACAUCGUUUUUAGCUUGUACGGCGGCUGUGCGCCCUUCGGCUUCUUCUCCGGCAUCAUGGUCGCUGGCCUCUGCGGCCAGUUCCUCCACUGGGGCUGGUUCUUCUGGAUCGCCGCCGCUCUGCUGCUCGUCCUCUGUAUCGUGACCUUCUUCUGCGUCCCCCGCCGCUGGCGCCGUCCCGACCUCUCCCAGAUGGACUGGCUCGGCUGCAUCACCAGCGCCGCCUUCCUGACUAUGGUCACGUACGCUGUCACCGACGCCUCGCAGGUCGAACGCCGAUGGGCCUCGCCACAGAUCAUCGUCCCGUUUGUCCUCGGCGUCGCCUCGCUCGGCGCAUUCAUUUAUGUGGAGAAACGGGUUGCGAAGUCGCCCUUAUUGCCUCUGGGGUUAUUUUCGAUUAGGAAUAUCGGGCCGCUCUUCCUUGCCCUCUUCAUAGCCUGCGGAUCUUUCGGUAUCUACCUUUUUUAUGCGAGCUUUUAUAUCGAGACUGUUCUCCAUAUCUCGCCGCUGCUUGCCGCUCUCUGGUUCGCGCCGAUGGCGGCCGGAGGGGUUAUCAUCGCCCUUAUAGCCGGGUUCACUCUCCAUCGUUUGCCAGGAACUAUACUUCUCAUUUUAUCCGGGGUGGGCUUCACGCUGGCUUCUCUCCUGUUCGCCAUUAUACCAGCGGAGCCUAAUUACUGGGCCUGGGUCUUCCCGGCGAUGACCUGCGCUACUAUCGGUAUCGACAUCUGCUUCAACGUCAGCAGCAUCUUCAUCACGACAAAUGUGCCCAGUGACCAACAAGGUCUGGCAGGUGCAUGUAUCAACGGCCUCGUGUUUCUCGGACUCAGCUUCUUCCUCGGCUGGGCCGACUUCGCCGUCGCCAGCAGCCCAGGCGAGGGGUUGGGCCAAAGCUACAAGGUCGCCUUCUGGCUCGGGGUUGGAUGCGGGGGUGCCAUGAUUCUGCUUGUCUUGUGCUUCAUCAGGAUUGGCCAGGCGAAGAGCGAUUAUACUGUCGAAGAGAAGAAGGCUCGACAACAAACCCCCAGACUAUUGUCAGGGCCAACGAGUAUGCCUGGAAAUCAUGAGCGAGAGAAAGACUAG